Camponotus floridanus (Florida carpenter ant) is the source of this 1745-nucleotide messenger RNA. Its product is annotated as facilitated trehalose transporter Tret1. Bases 356 to 1711 code for a protein of 451 amino acids. Gene Ontology annotation, biological process: carbohydrate transport; transmembrane transport. The transcript has 5 exons. Gene Ontology annotation, molecular function: sugar transmembrane transporter activity. NCBI's taxonomy places the organism in Eukaryota, Metazoa, Arthropoda, Insecta, Hymenoptera, Formicidae. The record is from RefSeq and is a predicted model, not a curated record. Gene Ontology annotation, cellular component: membrane.
AGACUUGCUGAAAAAAUUUGAUGUAGAUUUUAAUAAAUGUUCUUCGAUUAUGACGGAUGGCGCGAAAGCUACACUGUAAAAAAUUUUUGUGUAAAUUUACAACUAUUAUAGUGGGUAAUAUUGAGACCAACUAUUAAAGGUGUAUAUUUACAUACAUUAGUAAAUUUACAUUUCAUAGAUGAAAUUAUUAUCUUAAUUGCCUACGAGCACCGAGCGGCUCGUAGACUUUGCGCGAGGUAAAGGGAGACGCUCUAGGCGGAGUCAGGUGAAAAUCGGCCGAAAUGUGCAGAUCUUGCCGAGCUCUGUCUUGUUAGAUCAUUUAAUAUUCGCAUGCGGAGGCGAUUGUAUUGUAAAGAUGAAGAAGCUAUAUCUUGCUGCCAUAGCGGGAAAUCUGGGCAUGCUGUCAGUUGGCCAAUUUUUUGGUUGGUCGUCGCCAUCUUUGCCUGUAUUGAUGCAAGGGAAGGAUGAAAAAUAUUCUAUGCAUCUGACUCCGGAAGAAGCCUCUUGGGUGGCAUCUUUACUUACAUUCGGUUCAGCUGCAGGUACCAUUAUUUGUGCAGUCAUUGUGAAUAACUUCGGUAGAAAAAAUACUAUGUUAUUUACUGCUCUGCCUUCGAUAAUCAGCUGGUUGAUGAUAGCUUUUGCAACAUCUUCGAAAGAACUAUACAUAUCAAGAUUUAUAUCUGGUUUGGCUACAGGCAUCGCUUAUACAGCCACGCCGAUGUAUUUGGGUGAAAUUUCACCACCACACAUCCGCGGUAAUUUAACAUCCAUGUUAACAGUCGCUACGAAAAUCGGCAUUUUACUAGAGUUUGUGAUAGGUUCAUAUUUGUCGAUACAAAAUCUCACCUUCGUGUCUUUGGUUGCACCGUGUCUAUUUAUGCUUGUUUUCAUCUGGCUACCGGAAUCUCCAUACUAUUUGAUGCAUCGUAAAGCCAAACAGAAAGCCAUAAAUUCUCUCGUUCAAUUGAGAGGCAAAGAGGACGUUUACAAAGAGGCAUGUAAUAUCGAGCGGUUUGUGAAAACCAAUUUAGAUGAUCAAACAGUUUUUCGAGAACUUUUAUGCGUGCCAGGAAAUCGCAAAGCUCUAAUAACAAUAUUGUGCGUGGGCAUAACUCAGCAAAUGAGCGGCUCCCAAGCAAUGCUGCAGUAUGCUCAAAUGAUCUUUGAUGAGAUAAAUGCCGAUCUGGAGGGCAAGUACUUGACUAUGAUAUUGGGCGUCGUACAAAUGAUAUUUACGAUCAUCUGUAUGUUCAUCACUGAUCACAGCGGUAGAAGGUCACUGCUGAUAAUCUCCUGCAUUGGUACAGCAUGCUCGACUGCUAUGGUUGCGACGUAUUUCAAUCUACAAUACAAUCAUGUAAAUACCAACAAUAUUACUUGGUUGCCCGCUACAGGUGUCAUCGUAUUCACAAUCAUGUAUUCCUUGGGCCUGGCUUCGCUACCGUUCACUUUACUCAGCGAACUAUUUCCUACAAAUGUGAAGGCACUUGGCAGCACGAUUGUUUUAAUAGCAAUAAAUUUGAUAGCUUUUGUCGUUACAACAUCAUAUUUGAUCAUUGCCGAUAUUGCUGGCAUACAUGUACCGUUUUGGAUAUUCACUGCGUUCAGUUUCGCGGGUGCUUUAUUCACAUUCUUUUAUCUACCUGAAACCAAGGGCAAGACAUUCGAGCAGAUACAAGAACAAUUGCAAGGUUUAUCGAAGCAGUGAGAAUCGAAGAUACUCUCUAAAAGUGAAUCAGUGU